AUGUCCAGUGCAGUGAAACCGUUCCCGGUUGAGAAGGAGUACGAGAAGAAUCCCAACAUAAAACCGGAGGAUAUAAAGAAACUACGCGAAUGGCUAAAGACACAACCACACCUCCCAGCGGACCACUUGACAGAUCUUGACCUAAUGCUGACAUACUACUGCUGUGACCGAAGUCAGGAAGUGUCCAAGCAGGUGCUAGACCUCCAUUACACGCUGCGUACACUGUUCACAGUUUUCUUCAAAGACCGCUGCUUGGAUAGAAAAAUUGAUCUAUGCUUAGAUACCAUAUUAUUUGCACCACUUCCGACACCCACAUUGAAGGGAGACCGCGCGGUAUACGUGCGCCUGCUGGAUCCUGAUCCACGCAACUUCUUCUUUCCAGAGACAGUGCGGACAUUUAUGAUGAUGUUCGAUAUGUGGCAGUACGAAGAAGGCACGUGGCCAGGGUUCGUGCUCGUGAUUGACAUGGACCAAGCUGUGAUGGGUCACAUUACGCGUCUUGAAAUUAUGACAGUCCGACAGGUUCUUUAUUUCUUACAGGAAGCCAUGUUGGUGAAAUUGAAAGGAGUGCAUUUUCUUAAUGCCCCGCACUUCAUGGAUAAGCUCAUGAUGCUUCUGAAACCUUUUUUGAAGAAGGAAUUGUUAGAAACGAUGCAUAUACACCAGGUCAACUCGGAUAGUUUUUAUCAACACAUGAGUAAGAAAGCCUUACCUAAAGAGGAGGGAGGCGAAUAUAAAGAUCAUGCCACUAUAAGAGAUGAGCUUAUUCAACGUAUGAAAACCAACACUGACUUUCUCCGUGAAGAAAACAAGAAGAGAGUAAACGAGACACUGCGGCCUGGUAAAGCGAAGACUGUGGAGGACCUCUUCGGUAUACAGGGCAGCUUCAAGAAGCUCGAUAUUGAUUGA
Messenger RNA from Diatraea saccharalis (sugarcane borer), 909 nucleotides. The record is from the annotation of a GenBank genome assembly. Lineage: Eukaryota; Metazoa; Arthropoda; Insecta; Lepidoptera; Crambidae.